Adineta ricciae is the source of this 1458-nucleotide messenger RNA. Lineage: Eukaryota; Metazoa; Rotifera; Eurotatoria; Adinetida; Adinetidae. The record is from the annotation of a GenBank genome assembly.
AUGGUGACAACUAACGAUGACGGUCAAAGAUUUUCAUUGGAAUCGGAUGUUUUCUUCUUACAAAAUCCCAAUCGAUCACGAUUAAAACAAGAAAUUCUAUUCAAUAUCUUUCAAACUGUGUGUGCGUGUGAGUGUCUUGUGACGAUAAACAAACAGAUUCAUGGUGGUAAAAGUGACGAUCUGCGAUAUGGUCUCGGAUCAAUGCAAGGAUGGCGUGUGGAUAUGGAAGAUGCUCAUGCCACAGUUCUGAAAUUAGAUGAUAAUCGAUGGUCACUUUGGUCCUAUUUUGGUAUAUUCGAUGGCCACGCAGGAUUUCGUACUGCAGUCAAAUCAGCAGACAAGCUUCAUCUACGCAUUGUUUCAUCGUUGGAUGGCUUAGUUCAGGAAAAUGCAAAUUUGAAAUCGCUUUCGAAAAUAACAUCGUCCCAACUUGAUUUCAAUAAACUCGAAAUGGCUAUUAAAGAUGCUUAUUUUAAGUUCGAUAACGAAUGGAGAGAAGAAAAUCGUAAUGCAAAUCCAGAUGAUAAAAGCGGUUCAACAGCAAUAUCAUGUUUGAUUGAUACAGAACGAAUCUAUUUUCUUAAUGUCGGUGACUCACGAGGAAUUCUCGCUUCGACUGACGGCCGAAUAUUACUUGCUACAAAAGAUCACAAACCUAGUGACCAAGCUGAACGCCAACGAAUUCAGGAAGCCGGUGGUACUGUACUUAUUCAACGAGUCAAUGGUUCCUUAGCUGUAUCCCGUGCUCUUGGAGAUUUCGAAUAUAAAAACAAUCCUAAUCGUCGUCCAGAUCAACAGCUCGUUUCUCCGGAGCCUGAAGUAACUUAUCAUACGUUUUCAACCAAACCCGAGGAACAAGUAGCAAUCGCCGUGCUUGCAUGUGAUGGUGUCUGGGACGUAAUUACUAACGAAGAUUUAGCAAAAUAUAUUCUUGGCCGAAUGCGUGUUACAGAUGAUUUGUGUGAAAUAGCCAAUACAGUACUCGAUAUGUGUUUAUACAAAGUUGGUUGCGUUGGCAGCAAAGAUAACAUGAGUUUGAUUAUUAUCGCAUUUAAAAAUGCACCAAAACCAGAUCCUGAUUGCAAAGCCAAAGAUGAAGCUCUGAACCACGAAAUUCGAAAGAAAACAGCUGAAAUCUGCGGUCGAUAUCCUAAUAAAGCAAGUUUGGAUGGGAAUACCAUUUGGCAACAAGUUGUGACAUCUCUUAACGAACAAUCGUCAAUUCACGAAGCACUUCCGAUUUGCGGUGGAUUUAUUUCAAAACGGUCUGUUUUCGAUACAACAUUUGAUUCUCUAGUAAAAGGAACAAAUCCAACAAGCAACUCUAACAGUGGGCCAUUAGUAAACAACAAUCACGAUGAUGAAAAGGAUGAACAUGAUGAUAAAUCGGCUCGAUCAAAUUCUUCAUCAGGCGAUACGUCUUCAUCUAGCAGCACAGUUUCUGCGUUAACCCAAUAG